GGGCUUGGAGGCGGGGCCGGGCCCAAGGCCGGCGACCUGAGGACCGAGGGGUCCGAGCUGGAGCUAUGAGGACUGCGCAUACAGCUUUCGUUGUCAGUUUGCAUCUGUAUAUUGCUUCGUGCCCUAUCACCAGCAGAUCAAGUAGGAAGAUUAAACACUUUAAGAUGAGAAAAGUUGAUCUUUGUUUGAGCUCUGAAGGGACUGAAGUUAUUUUAGCUACAUCAAGUGAUGAAAAACACCCACCUGAAAAUAUGAUUGAUGGAAAUCCAGAAACUUUUUGGACCACCACAGGAAUGUUUCCCCAAGAGUUCAUUAUAUGUUUUCACAAACAUGUGAGGAUUGAAAAGCUUGUAAUCCAGAGUUACUUUGUGCGGACCUUGAGGAUUGAAAAGAGUACUUCUAAAGAGCCAGUUGAUUUUGAGCAAUGGAUUGAAAGAGAUCUAGUACAUACAGAGGGGCAGCUUCAAAAUGAAGAAAUUUUGAUAUGUGUUAGGAAUUGGGAUUCUUGGUGCUAUAACAUCAACACCAGAAGAUAGAAUCAUAGGGAGGCCUGGUGUGCUGCGAUUCAUGGGGUCACAAAGAGUUGGACAUGACUGAGUGACUGAACUGAACUGAAUCCUUGUUUUAAAUGAACAGCAAUGAGUCUGAUAUAUCUUCAUUACUGACUGAUCACAAGUUGUUCCUUUAUCCUCACUGGAAAACUUCCAGAUAUGUAUUUGUAUAAAUCAAUUCAUUAUUACUUUUA
This is a messenger RNA of Bubalus bubalis (water buffalo), 745 nucleotides long. It is a transcript of the gene IFT25, whose product is annotated as heat shock protein family B (small) member 11. Gene Ontology annotation, biological process: intraciliary transport. The transcript has 7 exons. Lineage: Eukaryota; Metazoa; Chordata; Mammalia; Artiodactyla; Bovidae. Bases 66 to 536 code for a protein of 156 amino acids. The record is from RefSeq and is a predicted model, not a curated record. Gene Ontology annotation, cellular component: cilium; centrosome; intraciliary transport particle B.